CGUCUUCACCCCUGUCUUUUCUUCUUCCGUUCACCCCCACCUCGCGUCUAGGUGCGCGCGCGCUCGCUCGCUCUCGCUCUCCUAGCCUCCUCCUCUCUCUCUCGUCGCAACGACUGGCCGACCGCCGCCGUCCUACCCCAGGUGCCUAGGUAUUCGUCGGGCUGUUCGCCGGCGACGAGCACCCACCAGCCCACGUUUGUGGGAACCAUGGAUGAAUCACGAAAAAGAGCUGCCUCUAAUGCGAAUGCUAAAAAUACAAGUUCAUCCCUUGAUGAAGACUUUGGCAACGAUUUUCUUUCAUCUUGGAAGUUACCAAAAUCAGGAAAAGAUACAAUUGACUUUGAUGUUGAGUCAGCUCCAAAGAGUAACAAGAAGUUUAGCUUCGAGAAUCUUGAUGAUUUUGGACUUAAUGGAGCCUUCGACUCAUCAUUUAAAAUGGGCAUGUCUGAUUUAGAUUUCUCUAGUCCUCUCAAGAAAAAAGCGAAGAACAACAGUUCAAACGGCGAUGAUCUUUCUGAAGGGAGAAAAGUAACUGAAAAGGACAACUUCUCCUUUUCCUUUGAUUUUAAUGAGUUGGGCAACUUCAAUCUUGACACAAAGUUGGGCUUUGAGGAAAAUGCUAUGAGUAGACUUAAAGAAAAAACUGACCCCAUCACUUCAGAGGGUAACAAGGAUCCACAAAGAGGUAUUUCAGGCAAGGGCACUGAUGUUCCUGAAGAUAUUAAGAGUAAGGAACAAAUACAAACACAGAAUGAUUGCACUUUGAAGCCCGCUGAUUUGACAAGCACGAAUCCUGCAAGUGUGGACCAACUUAAAGUAGAUAUGGUGUCAAAUAAUGUGCUUAAAGAGUACUCUACUGAGAACUAUCCAACAAAACCAGUUGUCAACAAUUCUUCUCAAAGUUUUCCUUCCACUGCUGUAUCUGGUGAAGAUCCAACACAUUCGAAAGUGAUAGCAGUUCCUGAGAGCAGCAAGGAAGCUCCUCCAGUGGGCCCUUGUAGAGUUAAUAUAAUGUCAAGGGAGAAUAAUAGCAGUGAGCAAUCAGUUAGUUCACAAUCCAGAAACAACGUCACUGAAAAUGUCCCCAUCUCACGAAGAUCAGUGGGCCAAUCAGAGUCUCAAAAUAACCAGAAUGAGCCCAUGGAGGAAAGUACAUCUCUUAGUGAAGGAAGUCAUGGUAAGCAAUGUUAUGGAGGCACUUCAAUGAAGCCUCUAAGGAAGACAUCAUGCGGGACAAAGAAUGUUGAGAAAGUGACUUCAGGUCCAAAGAAUCUAUCUUCAACAAUGCAGAGGGAAAUCAGAAAUGUUAAACCUACAUUGGUGAAUGAAGCAGGAACCUUUUCUCUUCUGUCCAAGUCUACAAAUACAAAAGCAAGCAGGCCUCCCCAAAUAACUUCAGAAACUACCUUAAAUCAACUAAGUGGUGCCAAUAACAUGAUGAAAAAGACAGAUACACAUCCUACAGACCUGAACAGGGAACACAAGCAUGCACAGCCAGAUAAGCAUAAAAUCACGUUGGCAAAAACAUACUGCAAGCCAGGAUUACAGGGGCUGUCAACUACCUCCAUGAAUGCCAAACAUGGACUUGAGCCACUUAGUGCAGGCAACUCAGCACAUAGCACUGGACAUAAAACACUAACAAGUCAGGUGCUCCUAAAAAGCAGCAACACCUCUGAUAUGAUACAAGGCGCUCCUUCCAAAGAUGAUAAAAGACCAACAACUUUCCAAAUGGCGGGAUCAAGAGUUUCAAAAGUAGGCACCAGAAGUCCAAAGUCUGGCUUGCUUCUGGAUAAAGAUUCAGUAGAAUUGAGUGAGAGCAAGAGUUCCCUUGUAAGGACACACAAGAUCCCAAACUCCUUUGUUGAAGGGAAAACUGCAUUGCUUAGCCCGUCCAUAAGGCAAAAGAUGCCCGAGGAAUCAAUCCCAGAUCCAAAAGCCCCUGCUGUGCUGAAACACAUCAUGAGAUCUCCAGCUGUGAGAAAAUCACCGCAAACUGUUCCAGAGUCGGGGAAUCAAACAAUUCUAAGUGGAACUCCGAAAGCUCGUAUGGAAAAUGCAGUUUCUUCCACAAUACCAUGGGAGAUGGGUGACAUUUCAGAUCUCGAGUUGCCUGCCCUGUUAGAAGAUGAUGGGAAUGUAGAGAAAGCUGAGGCUUGUAGAAAGCAGCUUGAAGAUAUGUGCAUUUUGAUGAAAAAGAAACACACGGAAGCUAAAGAACUAGCAGUUCGUGCUAUUGUUAACAACAAUAUGCUGCUGAUGCUAAACCACCCAAUGUUUGAGGAGAAACUUUCUGCUCUUCAGAAAUAUGCUGACAGCAUGAGAUCCAAACACUUAUUUGAGGAAAUUGUCACAAUGGAUACUCAUUGAUGCGGGAGUACUGUGGGAAAGAAGAUGCUUCAUCCUGGAGGAACACCGGUAAUGUAAAUGCAACGAGAGGACAUAUAUAGGAUUCAGCAUGUACUUGAUACUGAGACGAAGUUCAGAGAUCACUGAAUAGCAAAUGUAGUCACAUUACUUGCUCCUGUAGAGGUACUUCUCUUGCCUGUUAUAGCUAGCAGCUGUUUGGAGAGUGCUCGAAUUAGUAGUUGGGUUGAUUCCCACUAGGACAAGACCUGAGUACUCAAACGGAUGACAAUCCAAGAGGACAUGUGUACGAAGUGUUGACUAGUCACUCCCUGGUGCCACCCGUGGUUAAAUCUUGUACCAAAUGCAACUGAAAAGAAGUCUAGUUUCACAUUGAAUUAAUGCAGGGGUAAAGUUAACGAUGAUAA
Molecule: messenger RNA, 2771 nt
Organism: Hordeum vulgare subsp. vulgare (domesticated barley)
Lineage: Eukaryota; Viridiplantae; Streptophyta; Magnoliopsida; Poales; Poaceae
Exons: 16
Coding region: 208-2367 (719 amino acids)
Source: RefSeq, a predicted model, not a curated record